AUGCAGCGUUUCCUCGUCCAGGCGCGGCUCGUCCUGUGGCAUCGUGUGGCUAUUCAGAUGCUCCGCAGGCACUGGUGUGCCUCCAUCGUUGAGCUACUGGCCACCGUAGCUUGCUUCACCCAAGUGGGCCGCAUAGCACCGAGGCCCUCCGAGCUUGGCAACUUCACGACGGCAAGACUGUUCCCGGCGCGGUUCGCCUUCCCUAACGAGUGGCCGGUGGCUGUCGUUUACGAACCACCCUCCGCGUACGCCGAGGAUCUGCUCUCGUCGUACCGGAAGAGGACAGAGAUCUUCGAGUACCUGAACGUGCGCAGUCCUGUGAGGGCCGUGCGAAGUGAGCAGGAACUGCGCGCCGUGUGCAGAGGCCAGGUGCGCGAGGCAUACGAGCGAGACUACGUACUCUGCGUCAGCUUCCACGGUCGUGCUCCCUCCGACGGCAUCAACGAGAACGGCAGCAGCGGCUUCCCGUCGCUGAAUUACACACUACACAUGUUCGCCGGUGGCUUGCCCAAGGUAGGGUUCAAGGAGCCCGUAGAAUUUGGCGACCAAGAGCCGACUUACCUGGAGAAGCUCAUUCAGAAAGCACAGGUCUGGAUUGACACUCAGCACCUUACUCUCGUAGACCGAAAUGCACGAAUCAAGAAGGAAUGGUACACGGUGUAUACACGCCAGUUUCCGCAAACCGCACUACCGCUUGACAUCCGAGGCUACCGGGAAAAGGUGCUUCUAUUCUUGGCUCUUUCUUACAGCGUGCCCUUCUGUCUUCGUAUCAGCAGCGCCGUCUCCGAGGCUUCGUCGGGACUUAGGUCUGUGGUUAAACAUUCUGGCCUUCUGGAGACUGCCUACUGGUUUGGCCAUCUGGCCAUCGGUGUCCUGAUGGGAGCCGCGAGCAGCGCAGCCGUGCUUCUGCUGAUGAUGUCCUCCGGUGGCGAAUACCCGCCUUACUUGUCGCCACAGACGCUUGACGCUGGCCCGCUGAUCCUGACGUUCCUGCUGUUCUCUUGCCUCUUCACGAUGCAUGCCCUAUUCGUGGCCAGCCUCUUUCGGACAGCCAGCAUCGCCAUUACUUUCGGGGUCAUCUACUGGUUUCCGGUUAUGCUGUUCCUGCCGUGGCAAGUGAUCGAAGGCUACGAGUCUCCACUGGGCAGCUACCUAUACGCGCCGAGGCACCUCAAGCUCAUCUCGUCUAUGACUCCAUGCCUGGGAACAUAUUGGAUCCUCAAGAUUGUCGGCAUCUCUCUCGACUACAAGGGCUCGGCUACAUGGAGUUUGGUUAACACGAACGUGCUAAGUAUGGACAACAUCACCAUUACCGAAGUAUGGGCAGUAAUGGCCGGGAGUUCUUUGGCUCUUGCCAUAUUGGUGCUGUACUCCAACCACCUGCAGUCGCGAUUGCGUGCCCUGGCCACGCUGACAGGAUCGCUUGUUCAGGCUAGACGACCCCACCCUGAACUACACCACACGGGCGUGCCCAUUGAACUAGCCCAAGAACCAUUUCCAGUUGAGAGUCAGCCACAGAACUUGCAGAGAAUGGUGUCUGUGCUCAACGUAACGAAAGGCUUUGGAUCUACUACAUCGCUUUCUGAUGUUUCUGUGGAUGCCUACAAGGGCCAAAUAACAGUGCUCCUUGGGCACAACGGAGCUGGAAAGACGACGCUGAUGAACGUGAUCGCAGGAACGUUACAGCCCGACUCUGGAAAAGUCGUGAUUGACGGCGUGGACACGACUCAGUUUCCCGAGAGGGCGCGCCAGAUCGUCAGCUUCUGCCAGCAGAAGAGCGUCUUCUUCCCUGAUCUCACUGUCUGGGAGCACCUCGUGUUCCACGCGACGGUGGUGAUCAUGGACGAGCCUUCGUCAUCACUAGACCCGGAGAGCCGGCGGGAGCUGUGGGACGUCUUGCUUUCGAUGCGCAGAAGACAGACCACGGUCCUCCUCUCGACGCACGACAUGCACGAAGCGGAUGUGCUCGCCGACCGAGCGGUACUCUUAUGCCGCGGCAGCGUCUGCUGCGUUGGAUCUCUGGUGUUCCUCAAGAAACAUUUCAGCACUGGAUGUCAUGUGACCAUUACAAAGCUCAACGACACGUUCCGAGUGGAUCGGGCAUUGUCAGAAGUACGGCAAAUCGUUCCAGAAGCAAUCGUUAGCGAAGACAGAAUGCACGAAGUCUCGCUUAGACUCCACCAGUGCAACACUGAGCGAGUGGCCGGAGUGCUGCGACUGCUCGAACAGCGAAGUAAAGACUUCGGCGUCGCUGCCGUAGGGCUGAAGGCAACCACGCUUGAAGACAUUUACAUCAGCGUUUACAACAACGCAGCCAGCGAGGACUCUCGGGACUGCCAAUUGACAACAGGCGGCGGCUAUCGCUUGGAAGUGCGACCACACUCUCGUGCAAGUACAGCAACGAACGGCGGCACUCCGCCCGCCAGCACUGUGUCACGGCUCGCCGCACUGUGGUCCAAGAGGUGGCGAUGCUUCGCCCGCUCCCCGUCCACCCCGUUUGUCUGCUGGUUACUUCCGGCUGCAGUGUUCUUCGUGCAGUUCCGGCUCGAGCAGGACCUCCUCACAAGGCGCAAUCCUCUGACGGCCCGCCUCGAUCUGGUCGCGCGGCACGUCGACACCGAGCUGAUAGCCGUCACACCCAAGGACCUAUACCCGCAUGGCACAUCGUUCGUGCAGGUGGACAACGUGUCUGUGAAAUUCGUGCAACAGUAUUUCGGCCCUGUUGCCCAGGCCAGCAUGGACAACGUUAUCAGCGUUGCUUCGGCACAGCAUGCGCUGCUUGCCAUUGGUUUUGGCAACUUCCUCGAAUACACCAGAGCCUUUGUCUUCGGAAGUGUGUUCCGCCAGGAUGAGCUGGAGGCAUGGUGGAAUCCGCACGCUGUGCUGAGCGGCGUGAUAGCUUUGAACACGAUGCACACCACUCUGCUUCGUCAUUUGUCGGGUGACGCCACUGCUGGCAUAACGAUGAGCGUGCGCCUCUACAGAGAAGAAGAGAGCAACGUGGGUCCUAUGCUGGACUUCUCCAAGGCGGCGAAGCGUGACGCGCUCUCGGUGAUUCUGCCAAUGUUCGUGCGAGCCGUGUUUGUACCACUGGGCACGGCUCUUAGCAUCGCUCCCAUGGCACUGCAGCCGAGCGCCGAGCGUGUCGGUGGAGUGCUGGCUUUCCAGCUGAUGGCGGGCGUGUCGCCGUUGCUGUUCUGGGCGGCAAACUUGGCGUUCGACCUCUGCGUGUACGCGCUCGCCUGGAGCCUCGUCGGCGCUCUGAUCAACGCCCAGUACGACCUGGCUGCGGAGACUAAUGCAGGCGCACUUGCAGUGGUUCUGGCCUUCUCUGUUGUCGGCAUCUGCACUGCCUACUUGGUCGCCUCGUUUUCCAAGAGCCCCACUACAGCUUUCACAUUCACCGCCCUAUUCUUCUUCUUUGGAGGCGCGGCGCCCAUAUUCGUGUACCUGGUCGUGACGGUGCUGGACAUGUCCCGGGGCAUCGAGGCUCCACGCUGGGCGCCGCAAUCUCUGUGUCCGCUUCCGGCAUUCGCCUUUCCCUGGGCGCUGGUCAAGCUGCUGCAGCUGGACGCCGAGAACGCGCAGUGCGAGCGGUACGCGCGAACAAAGCACGGCGGGUUCUAUCAGCUCGACGUCUUCUGCCUGGCGCUCACCUCGAACAACCGCUUUCCGGGGGCCAUGCACUUCUGCUGCGAACGUAUGUGA
Messenger RNA from Dermacentor andersoni, 3708 nucleotides. The record is from RefSeq and is a predicted model, not a curated record. Lineage: Eukaryota; Metazoa; Arthropoda; Arachnida; Ixodida; Ixodidae.